ACUUGAGCCUUGGAGCAAUGCUAUGGAGAAACUGGCAGCCGGGCUAGCUGGUCUCCACUGGAGCAUGGGGGCUUUUCCCUUGGACCUCAUCGUCAGCCGCUGCCGUCUGCCCACCCUUGCCUGCCUAGGGCCAGGGGAGUAUGUGGAGGGGGUGAGCCAACAGGAUGUUCUGCUCAUCCACUCCUGCCGCCAGUGGACAACUGUGACAGCCCACAGCCUGGAGGAAGGGCACUAUGUCAUCGGGCCCAAGAUCGAUAUCCCACUGCAGUAUCCAGGGAAAUUCAAGCUUCUGGAGCAGGCACGAGAUGUUCGGGAGCCAGUGCAGUAUUUCAGCAGCAUCGAGGAGGUGGCCAGCGUCUUUCCUGACCGGAUUUUUGUAAUGGAGGCCAUCACCUUCAGCGUCAAGGUGGUGUCCGGGGAGUUCAGUGAGGACAGUGAAAUCUACAACUUCACCCUGCAUGCGGGGGAUGAGCUCACCCUCAUGGGCCAGGCUGAGAUCCUGUGCGGGAAGACCCCCAAGGAACGUUCCCGCUUCACCACUAUCCUCCGCAAACUGGGCCGGGCGGGGUCGCUGGCGGGGUCCCUGGCGGGGGUGGGGAGCGUCAGCGGGGGCUUGGGCGCCGGGGGAGCGGCGGGCACCAUCAAGCCCGUUAAGGGCAAGAUGCCCUGCCUCAUCUGUAUGAACCACCGCACCAACGAGAGCCUGAGCCUGCCUUUUCAGUGCCGCGGCCGGUUCAGCACCCGCAGUCCGCUGGAGCUGCAGAUGCAGGAGGGAGAGCACACCGUGCGGGCCAUCAUCGAGCGGGUCCGGCUGCCCGUCAACGUGCUCGUGCCCAGCCGGCCCCCCUGUAACCCCUACGACCUGCACCCUGUGCGGGAGGGCCACUGCUACAAGCUGGUCAGCAUCAUCUCCAAGACCGUGGUGCUGGGGCUGGCCUUGCGCAGGGAGGGCCCAACCCCUCUGCAUUUCCUGCUGCUCACCGACAUGCCCCGCUUCACGCUGCCCCAGGGGCUGCUGGUCGGGGACCCCCAGGUGGAGCAGCUGGUCAGGGACAGCGCUUCCUACUGCCACGAGCGCUUCGACCCUGACGAGUACUCCAAAGCGGUGCGAGAAGCCCCCGGAGACCUGGCGGAGGAAUGUGCCAGUCCGCGGAGGGCAAGGCUCUGUCUGCAGGGCCCCCGGCCCGAGGCGCUGCCCCAGCUCUCGCUCUGCCUUUACCCCCCCGCGGGGGAGGGGGAGCAGGAGUACAUGAGUCCAGACUGGGCCGGCCUCUCGGACCCCGCUCCUCCGGUGGAGAUCCCCUAUGAGGAGCUGUGGACUCACCCAGCCACGGAGAGCUUCGCAGAGGGUGGGGGCAGGGGCAGAGGCAGGCAACCCCCCGCGGGGCUCAGACAGCCCGACCUCAUCUCUUUUGCUGGGCCUGCGCAUCCGGAGAUGGAGGUUCCCCCACCCCCUGUCCCUCCCAAAUCAGAGGCGGUCAAGGAAGAAUGUCGCCUGCUCAACGCUCCACCGGUCCCACCAAGGGGUGGCCGGCCCCCAGGCAGUCCUCCUAUCCCACCCCGCUUCCCCAAACUUCAGCCUGUCCACUCUCCUAGCCCUGGUCUCUCCUAUUACUCUUCAGGUCUCCACGAUGGAUCUGGUUCUCGGAGUGGCAGCUGCUCCCCAUCCCCAGAUUCAUACUCUCUGUACUGUUACCCCUGCACCUGGGGUGACUGCAAGGUGGGUGACUGCUCCAGUCGCCCACUUCCCGGCCCCCUCCCAUCUACAACGCAGCCCAGCCAGGCCUCCUGGGCCUACCCUGAGCCUGGAAACAGUCGAUCUACACCGCUCCUUGGGGGUGAAACUCUCACCAAGACAUACCACAGCUGUCCCCCUCCACCCAAGCCUUUACACCCUCAGAAACGCUUUGCUCCAUUUGGGGCCCUCAAUCCAUUUGCUGGUCCCUCCUAUUCCUCAGGUCCUGCGUCAUCCUCCUCCUCCUCGUCCUUGGGCCCCACUUCCACCCCCCGCCCCACUUCAUCCUCCAGCCCUACUUAUUCUCCAGGCCCUGCCUCCUCCAGUCAGACCUACUCCUCCGGCUCCCCGUCCUGCCCCACCUCCUCCUCUUCUUCCUCUGAAUGGCAGGAAACAGCCCUUGAACCCUUUGACCCCUUUGAAGUGAGGCAGGGCAGUUCCCCAGAGCCAGAACUGCUUCGGUAUCAGGAGCCCAGAGUGGGUAGGCCUGGGCCCUUGUCACCCCCGGGCCCCACGAAGGCCUUGGAUCCAGAUGGCCUGAUGCUCCGGCGCAUGCCCACCCCGUUGUCCCCUCCCGUCUUACAGGGGCCGGAGGGAGCUGGAGCUCGGCUCUACCUGACCCCGGGGCGCCUGGAUGUGCCCCCGCGGGAGGGGGCCGUGGGUCGGGCCAGUUGGGAGAGCGCCCCAUGGCAGCCCCCGGCUGAUCUCUCGGCCCUCUCCUUGGAGGAGGUGUCUCGGAGUCUGCGCUUCAUUGGCCUCUCGGAGGACGUGGUGAGCUUCUUCUCCAGGGAGCGCAUAGAUGGCAGCAUCUUUGUACAGCUCAGUGAGGACAUCUUGGCUGAUGACUUCCACCUCACCAAGCUGCAGGUCAAAAAGAUCAUGCAGUUUAUCAAGGGCUGGAGGCCCAAGAUCUGAGCGGCCUGGCCUGUGGCCAGACAGCAGGAAUGUUCUCGGGCCUCUUAGGGGCAUGAAAGGAGUUCUCCAUGAAGCUGCUGCAGGUACUGGAUCUGGGUGGUCCAGAUUCAGAUAAGGCAGCAGUGUGCUACCAAGAUUUAGUGCCCCCAGGGCUCAACAUUCAACCGAAGCUCGGAGCUGGUCGGGGAGCCCGCCUGGUCUCCUGGGUUCUACCGCUGGGACUUUGCACAGAGAACAGGACCUUUGGCACAAUUUCUUUCCUUUAGAGACUUCACAAGGAGAAGCUACAAAUGGUAUUAACACAAAUGUGCAGA
Molecule: messenger RNA, 2964 nt
Organism: Sarcophilus harrisii (Tasmanian devil)
Lineage: Eukaryota; Metazoa; Chordata; Mammalia; Dasyuromorphia; Dasyuridae
Gene: GAREM2
Product: GRB2 associated regulator of MAPK1 subtype 2
Exons: 6
Coding region: 23-2650 (875 amino acids)
Source: RefSeq, a predicted model, not a curated record